AUGGCAAGUGGCGACCAGCAUGUCCUCGACGUGCUAGCCGACUACACGCACGAUAUCCGGAGAUUUACGAGCCAAAUGUUCGAUGCCUCGGAUAGGCACUUCCACAGUGUCUCCAAGCUAAUUAAACGCUCUGUUCCCGAGGGCUGGCUUCCCGAGCACGUCCGGCCGUCUCCUCCUCCGCCGCCUCCGCUUCCCUUUGUCGGCACAUAUCUGCACGAUCUCCAAGACUGGGUGUCGAGACAUCGCGCCCUCACAGCAGCAGUCAUCGCAUUCGUCGGAACAGGAAGCUUUCUGGUAUGGAGAGAGAAAAAGAUACAGUCGCGCAAGCGUAGGGCAAGGAGAGCCAGCAACGGUGCACGGAAAGAGGUGGUGGUGAUUGCCGGACCUCCCAACUCUCCCAUUGUGAAAUCGCUGUCUCUGGAUCUCGAGCGCCGCGGUUUCAUCGUUUACAUCGUGUGUUCGGAUCUGGAGGAGGAGCAACAGGUGCAAGGAGAGUCAAGAGCUGACGUUAGGGCGCUGCAUCUAGACGUGGCAGACGAGUUCGGCACGCAGGAAGCCAUGAACCGUUUCCAAAGCAUGCUUCUUAGACCUCACAUCGCUUUCUCUGGAGCAUCACCCCACAACCUGCAUUUCCGGGGAAUCGUGUUGGUGCCUGACCUGGUUUAUCCCAAUGGACCGAUCGAAACAGUGCCUCCGCAACGAUGGUCGGACGCUCUCAAUGCAAAAGUCCUAAACACCAUUGCCAUCACCCAGGCGUUUCUCCCCACGAUCUGUGAAUUCAAGGCACGCGUCCUGAUGCUUACCCCCAGCAUUGUGUCGUCGCUCCAACCGCCGUUCCACGGGGUGGAAACGACAGUUGUCCGCGCGCUCGAAGGUUUCACGUCGUCUUUGAGAGGCGAGCUGGGGACGCUGGGAAUCCAAGUUUGUCAGUUCAAACUGGGGACGUUUGAUUGCACGCACAUGGGAGGCAAGCAGCACGUGCAGCCGCUAGCUGGGGCGGACACGGUAGCGUGGCCGGCGACUUCACGGAAAUUAUUUCAAGCCAACUACAUGAACCAGAGCCGUGUUGCACGCAGCAGAGACAUGUUCAAUGCGACGGGCAAUGGGUCGGGUAGUCCGCUACGGCAGCUGCACAACGCCGUGUUCGACGCGUUGAUUCAGAAGCGGCCACAGAAGGUAUGGCACGUGGGCCGUGGAAGCUUGACUUAUAGCAUCGUGGGGAACUGGGUGCCAGCAGGGUUAGUAGGAUGGAUGAUGGGGGUGCGGCGCGUGAUGGAAGAAGAAGAAGAAGACGGGAGCAUGGAACCGCAGGUGGAAAACAGCGUGCAGCAAUGGGAAAAGGUGGACAGGAUAGUUUGA
This is a messenger RNA of Periconia digitata, 1359 nucleotides long. NCBI's taxonomy places the organism in Eukaryota, Fungi, Ascomycota, Dothideomycetes, Pleosporales, Periconiaceae. The record is from the annotation of a GenBank genome assembly.